This is a messenger RNA of Gossypium arboreum, 867 nucleotides long. RefSeq lists its product as uncharacterized. The coding region runs from base 157 to 543 and encodes 128 amino acids. The record is from RefSeq and is a predicted model, not a curated record. NCBI's taxonomy places the organism in Eukaryota, Viridiplantae, Streptophyta, Magnoliopsida, Malvales, Malvaceae. The transcript has 2 exons.
ACCAAAUUGCCUUCAAUCCCCCCCCAAAAAACUAUAAUUUGAUCUUUCAAUUUCAUAAGUUUGGACGUUCUUCGUACACGAGAGAAAGAGCAGCAGCUGUAGUAAGGAAGUACUAGUAGUUGAUCAAGGAAAAGAUAAAAAAAAAAGGUAUAUGUGAUGGAGAAUCAUAAUCUUUCCCCACCCCAUGUGGAUGCAUCUCGACCCUCCCUCGGAUUCCCCCUUGGCACCGCUCUCCUCUUGAUCAUCGUCUUCAGCUUGAGUGGCAUCUUCUCUUGUUGCUACCACUGGGACAAGCUCAGAUCACUCCGAGGAUCUUUCGCUCAUCCCCAUGUUGAUAUCGAAGCCUCCCCCUCCAAAUCCAACCCCCACUCGCCAGUAUUAAAGAAAAACCAAAGUCAGAGCUUCUCUGUGUUAAUGCCAGGAGAUGAGAUCCCAAAGUUCAUAGCAUUGCCAUGUCCAUGUGAACCUCCAAGGGUAGAUAAGGUUGAAGUGAAAGUGGAAAAGCCGCCCAAGCUGCCGCGUUUCCCAGUGCCAUUAUAUUAGCAAAUGCACAAUUUGUUGUACAUAUUGGGAUAUUACAUUUAAUUUUUUCUUGACUCCAGGGAAGGGCACAGGUGGAAUUAGUUUAGAGUUCACCAUUACAGUUUCUUGCCGAUGGGUUUUAUGUUUGAGAGGUUCAAGACCAAAGGGGUAAUGGACCUGCAAAUCACAGAGCAUGGUCAAAACAACAUUGAAGUUGGAUUAAGGAUGAAGCCAAGCCAUAGUAUAGUUUAGAAUAUGAUGUUAGGAUUUUGUUCCUUUUUCAUAUUUUUAUACUUGAAAAAUCAUCUUCAACUCACCAUACUCAUGAUUUUCAGUUCUUCAUAA